Phasianus colchicus (ring-necked pheasant) is the source of this 2916-nucleotide messenger RNA. Lineage: Eukaryota; Metazoa; Chordata; Aves; Galliformes; Phasianidae. The record is from RefSeq and is a predicted model, not a curated record.
CGGAGGCUCGCACUGCAGCACAGCGAGUUUCCCCGCGGCGCGGCCGCCGCCGCGCCGCUUCCCCCUGCUUGCACCAGGCAGGCUGCACAGCCCGUGCAGACGGCGCACAGUCAGAGGUGCCCGUGCCAUAGAGCGCGUCCAGCAGCUGGGGGAUGUUGGGGUGGUUGCAGCGGGCCGAGAGCUGCGGCUCCUCCAGCUCCUCCUCGCUGCUACCGUCAGUGCCCCCGUCGCCCUGCUUUGUGCCCGGGGAAGGAGAUGGUCACGUACUGAGCAUUGCGUGUGUUGGCAUGGGGGCACUGGGCAGGACUGGUGGCCCUGGGAGGCUGCCAAGGGCCGCAGGAAGCGCUGGGCACGUGUGGAGCUCUAGGUCAGUUCUGGGCUCUGCAGCUCCAGGCAGCCUCUCCUGUGCAAGCGCUGCAGGGAAGCUGCUCAGGGGGAGGUUGUACUGCGCUCAUCUCCAGAGGUCCCUUCGAGCCCCUGUGCUUCUGUGACAGGCGGAUGUGUGAAGGGAGACGGCCAGCAGGUGGAAGUUUGGUGGCUUUGCAGAGUGAGAGCACCACAGCCCUGCGAUGCCACCGCGUGUUUGAGCGUCAUCAGCCACGUCCCUCCCUUUGUCUCCAUUCACUGCAAUGGGAGCUGAGUCGAGUGCACCUGCAGGGCUGGGGCACCCACGGCCUGUCUGGGCAGCAGUGCCAGGGCCUCGGCUGCCUCUGCGAUGCACUUCCCUGACAUCUAAUCCAAAUCUCCCCCCUUUACAUUAAAACCAUUCCCCUUUGUCCCAUCACCAUCUCGACACGUAAAAAGUUCAUUUCCAUCAUGUUUAUCAUCUCCACUGAAACAAUGGAAGGCCACAAUGAGCAGCCACAGCAAGCGUUGGUGACGGGGCAGGCAGAGAGCAAUGCCUGUGACAGUGUCACAGAGAAUCCUUGUGAGCUCAGGGGAGAGGGGCUGACCUCAGCGGUCACGGAACCCCCCGCUGCCACUCUCGAGCUCCCGCAGCAGGUAAGGCAGCGGGCUGCUCUGUUCCUGGCACUGCAGCCCUCUGGGUGAUCCCAGUGCCCCAGAUCUCACCCCGGCGCCCAUUUGGGCAUUUCCCCACAGAGAGAAUCCCUUCAGGGACUUUGACAGUGCUUCCAACACCCAACGCCGCUUUCUUUGGAUCCUUUGUGCCACCACCGGCCACUGCUGCAAUGCAGCCCAGCAUUGGCAGAGCAAUGCUGGUGUCACCGCAACCCCUCCCUGUCCCCAGUGUCACCCACGUGGCACCUCAGGCCUCUGUCUGGCCUGGGCUACCAGGCGUCCAGGGACAGGGAGCGCAGCUCCCACCUGGGGGGCUGCCUCCAGCUGUGGUUCAGCUGCCACCCGGGGGGCAGCACUUACCACUGCUGCAGCUGCUACCUUGGGAGCUGCACCCAGGCAUGGCUCCCCCCAUGGCCCCUGCCCACUGCUGGGGACAUUCCCUGCUGGCAGGGACACCGCAGCCCCAGCAGCCGAUGGGGCUGUGGCCUGGGGCUGUGUUCCAUGGGGAGCCCCCGCAGUCCGCAGGCAGCUGCCUACUGCAGGCCUCCAGCAGCCCCGUCCUUCUGCCAGCACCUUCAGUGCAGCAGCAGGUGCUCCCCGUGCCCUGCACGCUGCCCACCAGCUGGGAGCAGGCGGUGGGGCCCUUUGGAGAUGCUGUGGUGCUCACGGAGGACCAGGGGCACCCAGUGCCCACCGACGUGUGCCCCCAUCCCACCACGGCUCCGCUCACCUGCAGCACCGCAGCGCUGGAAUCAGGUGCAGCGACAACAAGCGCAGACAUCUCGCAGGACAUCACGGACAUUGAUGAGCUCCUGACAUGGAUGAACAACGGAGUGGAAUCCACCACAGAGAUCCCAGAUGACAUCCCAGACAUGGAUGACCUCCUGUCGUGGGUCAACAAUGAAGUGACGAGUCCUCUGGAGGUCCCCCAGCAGAACCAGGACCUGGUUGAUGUCCUAGCAGAGGGAACAAAACACACUGAGACAGUGGAAAAUGGUCACGAUGAGCUGCUGCCAGAACUGAACGCCCAGGAAAGGGCAGAGCUGCUGCAGUGGAUUGAUGCCACGCAGCCACCGAGCCCAGCUGUCCCCAGCAGCCUCAACAGCUCUCCUUUCAUCGCAGCGCUCCCUGACUUUCCCUGGGCCAGCACGGAGCUCAGCAGAGAGGCAGAGGCUGAUGCCAGGCCCAUCAGCGACCUGUUCUGGAGGCAGCCAGCAUGCUGUGGGCAGCUCUCUGAGUCGCUGCCUUUUGGGCAUCUGAUGGAAGAGGCACGGCAGAGGCAGCCCCGGGUGGUUCUCACCCGCCUGGCGCUGCCACCCGGCUGUAUCUCCUGCCACGUGCCAGACGACCCCCACGGGGAUGGCACCGGGCCAGCCGAGUGCCCAGCGCCCGCCUGCACCACCGGGAAAGACAGGAGCAGAGGGCACGAGCAGCGCGCUGGCAGCGUCCCAACCAGAAAGAGGAAGCUGCCCCUGGGCCAGGACGCUCCAGGACAGAAACGCCGGCUCCAGGUGAAGCUGGGUGGGCUCAGCACGAGCGGGACCAUCCACAGAAACCGGCCCACGUGGUGCAGCAGGAGGCACAGCCAUAGCCAACAAACAAGGCUACCUGUAGCCCUGGGCUCCUCGCCGGCCCCAGUGGCACACAGAGAGCAGCAGCAGUGCUCCAGGGGCACCAGCACCGGCCCCAGCCCUACCCCUCCAAACCUGGGCUUUCCACAAAUGCCAUCUUGGACUAGGACGAUGUAGGACUGUGUUAAAUUACGUUGUGUUAAAUCCUGUUAGAUUCUGUUCAGUUAUGAUCAAUUAUGUUAUUUUACAUUAUGUUAUGUUAUUAAAUGUUUUGCAUUCACUUUCCUACGCCUCCACCUGCAGUUGUUCAUGCAGCACCAAAGCC